GCGGUCGCUGUGCUCUCGUUAGCGAUAGUUAUCGCCAUGUCGAGCAUAAUCCAGGCCGGCACAUACGCACCUAAAUCAGAUAUAGGGUACCCGGCUGGUCUCAUUCCUGAUUGUCCUGGAGUGAUGAAGAACGCGACAAUCAGCACGAUGACGAUGCCACAGCUGCAAAUCACAAUCCACAAGCUGGACGGACAGGUCACCAGGCGGUCGGUGGCCAUCGAAUCCGCUCCGAGGAUCAUAGCCAAGGAUAAGAGCAUAAACUUCAAGACGAAGAAGACAGUGCUGUACGCAGUGGGGUUCCUGGACAGCUCAGUGUUCCCCCACUCGCAGGCCAUCGGAACUGCGUACUCCAAGCGAGGGUACAACGUCUUCAUCACAGAGACGAUUGUGUUCCUCACACAUAUCUAUCCUAAAUCAGUUCGCCUAACCAGAGCGAUUGGUAAGAAGCUGGGAGAGUUCCUCGUCAGUCUGGUAGACCAAGGUCUCACCAGCGACUCCUUAGAACUAGUCGGGGCCAGCCUCGGAGCCCACAUCGUCGCGUACGCAGCGAAAUACUUCUACGAGAAAACCGGCCAGAAGAUCUCAAGAGUCACCGGUUUGGACCCAGCGGGACCUUGUUUCAGAAACAUGGACCCGCAGUUCAAACUGGCUCCCACUGACGGACUCCACGUCGAUGUUAUCCACACGAAUAUCGAUGGCUUUGGAAUAGCAGAACGUCUUGGACAUGUAGAUAUUUAUGUCAAUGGGGGAGAGUUUCAACCGAGCGAUAUCCCGUACAUUCCCUGCUUAGUUAUUUGCUCUCAUAUCAGAGCUAUAUUGUACUGGUGGCAGGCCGUGGAGCAUCCGAAGAAAUUCAUCGGAAUGAAGUGUGACAGCGUCCAGGAUGCAAGGUUUGCGAAGUGUUUCAAUAAUUCAGAAACUAACUACAUGGGUAUAGAGACGAAUUUCGCUAAGCCCGGCAUUUAUUACCUUCCUACGAAUAACGAAUUCCCUUAUUAUAGAGGGAAGGAAGGAUUGAAAGCGGAGAACGAAAUUUACACGUCUGUAAUCAAAAGGAUAAACUCUGAUGAUGGUUUUGUGGUGUGAAAUAGAAGAAUUGUGAUAUUGAAUUAUGUUAGUGAAAGACAUUCGUUUGUAAAAGAACUUUGAAGUGUUUCGUGGUAGAAAAACCUGUCCUCUUAAGUAUAGAGGAAGCCAGUAAGUUUAGGCCACUGGACAGUACAGGGGUAAUAGAUUGUAGGAUGAAGGAUGUGUCAAUUAAGUUAGGAAGUUAUGUGAAUCAAAACAAUGAGUAUGAAUGUCCAGUCAGCCACGAAAAUAGUUGAACCAAUUCAAAACUUUAAAUCCCCUAUACCUGGUGAAAUUGUUUUUAAUUUGGAAUAAACAAAAUUUCUUUAUUUUUUUUUUAUUUAUGACGAAAAUAUGUGUUGGUAAGAACAUAAUUUGGCGAUUUGAAAUUUGUUCAGCUAUUUAUGUGGGUGGCUGUAAAAGGUUUUUAAGUGUGAUAAAUUAAUUAAAUAAUUGAAAAUA
This is a messenger RNA of Manduca sexta (tobacco hornworm), 1530 nucleotides long. RefSeq names its product phospholipase A1. The record is from RefSeq and is a predicted model, not a curated record. Gene Ontology annotation, molecular function: lipase activity. NCBI's taxonomy places the organism in Eukaryota, Metazoa, Arthropoda, Insecta, Lepidoptera, Sphingidae.